This is a messenger RNA of Striga hermonthica, 1278 nucleotides long. The record is from the annotation of a GenBank genome assembly. NCBI's taxonomy places the organism in Eukaryota, Viridiplantae, Streptophyta, Magnoliopsida, Lamiales, Orobanchaceae.
AUGUUCAUAUUCGGCGGGAGGUCUGGUAGUAAUAGUAAUGAUGGGACAUUUUAUGUUCUUAGUCGAUUACAGUUGCUCACAGAUAUAUGGCAAUGGUCUGAACUGACCAGUUUUGGGGACUUGCCUUCUUCAAGGGAUUUUGCAGCUGCUUCAGCUGUUGGGAACAGUAAAAUCUUGAUGUACGGCGGUUGGGAUGGUAAAAAGUGGCUGUCAGAUGUUUAUGUCCUUGAUACAAUUUCACUUGAGUGGACAGAGUUGUCAGUUACGGGGACAAUACCUCCACCAAGAUGUGGCCAUUCUGUUACAAUGAUUGAGAAGCGUUUGCUCAUGUAUGGUGGUAGAGGUGGUGGGGGACCAAUCAUGGGUGAUCUGUGGGCUUUAAAGGGACUUGUAAAAGAAGACAAUGAAACACCAGGAUGGACUCAGCUGAAGCUUCCAGGUCAGGCUCCUUCACCCCGUUGUGGACACACCAUUGCUUCAGGAGGGCCCUAUCUUUUGUUAUUUGGAGGGCACGGAACUGGUGGUUGGCUGAGCCGUUAUGACAUAUACUAUAACGACUGUGUUGUUCUAGACAGAGUGUCUGUGCAGUGGAAACUAUUGCCUACCAGAAAUGACCCCCCAGCUGCUCGAGCAUACCAUUCCAUGAACUCUGUUGGUUCACGGUAUUUAUUAUUUGGUGGCUUUGAUGGAAAAUCAACUUAUGGUGAUCUUUGGUGGCUUGUACCCGAAGAUGAUCCAAUUGCUAAGAGGUUUACCGAAAAGUCUUCAUCUGAAAUUGUUGCUGAGGGGAACAGCACAACAUCAGAGACAAAGGAAGGCCUAAGAGAAGGAUCUUCCCUGUCUGAGUUGCAGAAAAAACUGGGAAUUCCACACAUAAUUUCCAGUCCUGAGCUUGUCAUUGACGAAUCGGAAGACAGACAACUCAUCGAACUAGCCUCAAGAGUUGUUGAUGCAGUGGAGUUCACCAGCAUGCAGGCUGUGCAAGCAGUCCGUGACCACUGGAUGAAAUCUGCACCACAAACCAUAACACUGAAAGAGCUUGGCCCAUUACUUCAUGACUAUCAACGUUUGAUUACCCGCCAUUAUAUAGGAAAGGCUGGAUCUAAUCUGGAGGUUUUAGCAUUUGGGUUUUCCGAAAAACGUGUUUUUCGCUUCUAUCAUGUUAAAAGUGCUUCUAAGCUGCGAUUGAGUGACAUCUCGAAUCUUUUGGCCGAGUACAAAGACCUUCUCUCAUCUACAUGUGCCGAUGGGGCACUGAAGAUGUAUGAAGCUCAAUAA